GUAUCUAAGCUGAACACCGAUUGUGCAAGGAUUUGAUUUAUUGACGAAAGAUAACAAUGGUAUCUAUAAAAUAAAUAAAAAAGAAUCACAGAAAUCAUACAUAAUUGCAAUGAUGCUCAAUCCUCGAAUUUUCUUCGCAUAUCUGUUAUUCUCAUUUCGAAUCUCUUAUGAAUGGAAAAUCAAUUUAUGUUAUCGACAUUUUGUGGCAUGGAACCGCAACGUGAACGUUGACUAGUUCGUUCGUGUCCCCAUAUUUUCCAUGUCCACAGAGGGCGUAUCACGUUCGAGUCCGUUCGAGGGAGCACCGUGAAACCGGAGCGGAGCCGUGUCGUUUUCGAUCUUCUCUCCGGUAGACGGGUAGACCAGCGUGAGUGAGGAGUUAAACUCGAGGAGCGGAAGACUUUUUCCCGGUUGCUCCGGAGUCCCGUCAGCAUUAGUUUUCGGUUAACCCGGCUACUCCGUUCCCUUCCUCCUGUCCACCCGCACCCGUCGCGAAACGAUGCGACGAAUUUAAAGAGGGAGACAAGUAUAAUGUAGCGAAUUCGUCAGUGGUUAUUCGUUGAAUAUUGGUCGAUUCUCUCGCAGCGCAAGAUCGUAUAUAAAAUAUCGCUGACACUCUUUUUUUCCCCCUUGCAGAAUCCGGGGUGUGUACGCGCGCGCGCGCGAGUGUGUGCGUGCUUUACUCGAUCGCGGCCAUUCAGCAAUUUCGCGAUCUCGCCGUGUGUGAUUACCUAUAUUAAUUUUUUUUUUGUACGGCUGAGAGUGAUAUGUCCGUCGCGCGCGCCCGAACGCGUGGUGUACACCUUCAACGGCGCGGACGACGUUCGACGAUCGUGAAGGAACGACCCCGUUAGCGACAGGGCGAAAGAGAGUGGAGGGCGACGUCGGGUGGCGACGACGACGGCGGCGGUGGUGGUGGUGGCAGCGGCGGCGACGGCGGCGGUGGCGGCACGAGGGGGGGAAGCCUUCCGCCCCCUACGCGAGCCAGACGCCGGUAAUGAGUGUUUACGCCGCGAGCACGCCGACAGCGAGCACCGCGUUAUCGCCGGUGAUUAACGCGACCGGAGCAACGGCGUCGGCGGCGACGAAGCCGACGACGGCCACGACGACGACGACGACGACGACAACAUCGCCGACAGCAACGAGGACGACGACGACGACGACGAAAGCUACGGAGAUUACGUCAACGUCAACGUCAACGUCGACGACGACGACGACGACGACAACAACGACGUCAGCGGUGGUGGCGGUGACGGCAACGGCAACGGCAACGGUGGCAGCGGCAGCGGUGACGACGACGACGACAACGACGACGACAACAACAGCGGCGACGGCACCGGUUACGACGACGGCCACGUCGUCCACGGCGACCGCCGCGUCGCCGGAAGCAGCGACCGGCUGGAUCGAGUUCUGCGAGAGACACGCCCGCGCCUCGGCCGCCGAUUUUGCCAAGGCGUUCUGCGCCUACGUUAGCCUGAACCUACCCGAGAGCGCCCGCGCAAAUCUCUCGCAUCGCGACUUCCUACGCAAGUUCGUUGAAAGCUUCUGCGAGCACUUCGAGAGCGAGUAUCUGCGCCAGAACGUGAGAUCGUUAUCAUUGCACGAUACUAGGAGCAUAAUAUCCAAUGAAAGAGAAAUAAAUCUUGUGAGCCAAAAUACCAAUGCACCGGUUCGCGCAUCCUCGCAUGAGGAAUUCAGUGAUUAUUCCGAACAUGAGGGAGAGGCAGUGUCGCCGAAACCUGCUCACAAACCCUUCUUCCGCAGAUUGUCCUUUAAAGGACUUAAAAAGGGUAAGAGUUUCUUCCAUAAGCAGCAGAGUGAUGAGGUCGAGCUGUCCCACAGCGAGCACCGCAAGGACAAACACUCCAAGGCUAAGCUGUCAAAGAUCGUGGUGGAGUGUCGUAAGGAGGGAAUCGUCAAUUCCUUGAUGGGGGAGAACAUAGACGGGACGCAGAAAUGGGAGAAGUCACGGCUGGCAUUGAUAAAGGCCAUCGGCGGCUACAUGCUGGAGUUUUACUCCCCGCCGAAAGCCGUGAAACCACGAAGUGGCGUCUUCUGCUCGGCGAUAACGGAGGCGCGGGAGACCACGGCGCUCGAGAUGCCGGACCAUGAGAACACAUUCGUUUUGAAAACUCAAAACAUGGAGUUUGUCAUUGAGGCGCACGACUCGAACGACAUGAAAUCGUGGCUGGCGACGAUCAGAUAUUGCAUGCGAACGGUGCAGCAGAGCUCGAGUGCUCCUGGCUCCGGACCGGGUGACUCCUUAGGGGAUUCUCUGGGUCACGGUUCGCUGGCUAUCGGAUCCGACAGUGAUCGAUUACGAGCCAACUCGGCGAGUAAGAGCUUUCGAUCCGCUAGUCACGAACACGGCGACGAUUCACAGGGCAAUCCGCCGGAAUUACCUCCGAGACUUCAUAUGCGCAGCAGUAGUAAUCUAGAAUUAUGUUCCUCUCAGCAAGAAAUCGAGCAAAUGUCUGCUAAUGAAGGCGAGCUGGAUUUGUCGAGUAGCUUACGAGAGUACCCGUGGUUUCACGGCACUCUUCCUCGUUCGGAUGCCGCGCAGCUUGUAUUGCAUAGUGCAGCUAAUGGUCACGGUGUAUUCUUGGUUCGGCAAAGCGAGACUAGAAAAGGCGAAUUUGUAUUAACUUUUAAUUUCCAAGGAAGAGCAAAACAUUUACGGAUGACGCUAAAUGAUCAAGGUCAUUGCCGAGUCCAACAUCUAUGCUUUCCUGCGAUAUAUGAUAUGCUCGAACACUUUCGCCAGAAUGCGAUUCCCCUCGAGUCUGGCGGAACUGCGGAUGUUACUUUAACAGAAUAUGUAGUGGCGACGAAUCACGCAACGCGAACGGGACACCAUAACGUGGCGAGUAGCUCGAAUGUGCAACAGUCGCAAGAAAGGAGACCUCCGCCAGCUCUGGAGCCCAGAGAAGUAAGAGUCUGCAGUGGAAGUCUAACUCCUCUUGUGUGAGCGCGAGUGGCCAACACCCACAGUCUGAAGUCUAAUCUACAGACAGUACGCACUUAUGGUGGUUCUAUAAGAACGCGUGUGGAAUCGUUGGAGAGACUAGAGCAACAGAAUACCAUUGCGGAACAACAGGGCUCGUCCACAGGCAGAGCGGUUCAGAAUACUUAUAGUUUUCUCUGACGCUGGA
Monomorium pharaonis (pharaoh ant) is the source of this 3152-nucleotide messenger RNA. Its product is annotated as SH2B adapter protein 1-like. The transcript has 5 exons. Gene Ontology annotation, cellular component: plasma membrane. The record is from RefSeq and is a predicted model, not a curated record. Gene Ontology annotation, molecular function: transmembrane receptor protein tyrosine kinase adaptor activity. NCBI's taxonomy places the organism in Eukaryota, Metazoa, Arthropoda, Insecta, Hymenoptera, Formicidae. Bases 998 to 2968 code for a protein of 656 amino acids. Gene Ontology annotation, biological process: intracellular signal transduction.